CGGUUUGGAUUUCGAUUGUUCCCGUUGGCCGGCGUGGCUGUCAAUCAAGCGGGAGGCGUCUUGGCCCUCUCUUGGACUCAAAAAAAGGGGCCAGCUCUAAAGCCCCGCCCCUUUCUGGCUCGUGAAGGGAACAGUGAAGCCUGCGAGUCGAGCCUCUUCCGAAGAGUUCCUUCUCGCGUUUGCCGCGCCCGCCCGGUCACAUUUCUGCACGCGGCCGCCUUGAUAGGUUUUGCUCUCCUGUGAUGGAAAGCCGCUUGGGCUUCAUCCUCGCCACAAUCCGCCUGCGACAGGGGCAAAAUCGGAUCAGAGGGAGCUUACAUUACUCCGACCCGUGCUUCCAAUUACUGCCCGCGUUCAGGAUUUUCCCUUGAGCACCAAGAAUGCUACUAGAAUGCAUUUGGGAACACAAUGACUUUUGCCUUCCUGAUCCGCGUCUUCCUGUUCCUUUGAUGGUUUUGCAAUCAGAUUAAUUCCAAAGAAACUCUUUCCAAAAUCAUGACUGAAGAAAAGAAUCUUGGAGUCUCUCAGAAAGUUUUAUCACCUUCAAGAAGUACCAGCAGCAGUUCUUCUAAGCAGGGAAGUAGACAGGACAGCUGGGAAAUUGUAGAAGGACUGCGGGGAGCCAUGAAUUACACACAGGAACCACAAAAACAGGAAGGCUACCUGCUGAAAAAAAGGAAAUGGCCUCUGAAAGGCUGGCACAAGAGAUGCUUUUUUCUGGAUAGAGGAAUUCUGAAGUAUGCAAAGAGCCCAGCUGAUAUAGAGAGGGGGAAGCUUCAUGGAUGUAUAGAUGUUGGGCUUUCAGUGAUGUCUGUGAAGAAAUCAACAAAAUGUAUAGAUUUGGAUACAGAAGAACAUAUUUAUCAUUUAAAGGCAAAAUCUCAGGAAGUCUUUGAUGAAUGGGUACGGCAGCUUCGACAUCAUAGAAUGUAUCGUCAAAAUGAAAUCUCCAUGUUUCCACAUGAUAUCAACAAUCAUUUCUUCCCAGCAUCAUCUUCUAUUACAGACUCAGUAACUGGCUUUUUGGAGUCCCCAACAAGCAGAAAGAGAGGCACCCUGACACAACAGAAUUCAGUGCAGACUGGAAGUAGUUUGUCAUUCUCCUGUUCAGCCAAUGAGUCAAGGAUCCCACCUUGGCUACAUUCUUCUGAAGAGAUGGAAAGAUGCUCCAAAGAACUCUCCCAUUGUCACAGCUAUCUCUUGGAGAUGAGCCAGCUUUUGCAAAGCAUGGAAGUUCUCCAUAGGACAUACUCAGCACCUGCCAUAAAUGCCAUGCAGGGCAUCCCUUUUGAAAGUCCUAAAAAGGAAAAAAGGUCCCACAGAAGGUGGCGUUCCCGAGCCCUUGGUAAAGACACUAAAGCAAUGUUGCAGGUACCAAGUGUUCUUUCUGCUCCACUGAGGCUGCAUGCUUCCAAUCCUAAUUUAUCUACAUUAGAUUUUGCUGAAGAGAAAAUUUAUUCGAAUGGUUCUGAGACCACAUCGGAGUUUUCUAAAAUGCAGGAAGACCUGUGUCACAUAGCACAUAAAGUGUACUUUACCUUAAAGUCGGCUUUUAGUACAAUAUCAACUGAGAGAGAGAAGCUAAAGCAGAUGUUUGAUCAUGAUGCCGUCUCAUCUCCAUCUGCUCAGAUAGUUGGACUGAAGAAUGCCUUAUCAUCUGCCAUAGCACAAAACACAGAUCUUAAAGACCGGUUACGCAGAAUACAUGCCGAAUCUAUGCUUCUUGAUUCAGCAGCUAAUGCAAAAUCCAACCCUGAUUUGGCAAAGGAAAAUUCAGAAGACGAAAGCAGAGGACUAGUUCACCAGCUUUCCAAUGAAAGUCGCCUGUCUAUAACAGAUUCUGUCACAGAGUUUUUUGAUGCACAGGAAGUCCUGCUGUCUGCAAGCUCUUCAGAAAAUGAGGUGUCUGAUGAUGAUUCAUAUGCCAGUGAUAUCAGUGAUAACAUCUCUGAAGACAACUUAAGUAAUGACAUAGAAAAUGAAAGGCAACCCCUCGACUGUGUUCCUGAUGGUCGUGUAGAAAGUCAUUCCAAGCGGAGAACCUGUCUGCCAGCUCCGUGCCCCAACACGAGCAACAUCAGCCUCUGGAACAUUCUUCGGAAUAAUAUAGGGAAAGAUCUCUCCAAGGUGGCUAUGCCAGUGGAGUUGAAUGAACCCCUGAACACUUUGCAGCGGCUCUGUGAGGAACUGGAGUACAGUGAAUUGCUGGACAAGGCAGCACACACACCAGACAUGUUCGAAAGGAUGGUGUAUGUAGCUGCAUUUGCUGUCUCUGCCUAUGCUUCCAGUUACUACAGAGCUGGAAGUAAGCCGUUUAAUCCUGUGCUUGGAGAAACCUAUGAAUGUGUCCGGGAAGAUAAGGGCUUGCAGUAUUUUUCUGAGCAGGUCAGUCAUCAUCCACCUAUAUCUGCAUGUCAUGCUGAAUCUGACAACUUUGUGUUUUGGCAAGAUAUCAGGUGGAAAAACAAAUUCUGGGGGAAAUCUAUGGAAAUUGUGCCAGUUGGUACGACCCAUGUAACAUUGCCAGCUUUUAAGGACCACUAUGAAUGGAAUAAAGUGACAUCUUGUAUUCAUAAUAUCUUAAGUGGACAGAGAUGGAUAGAACACUAUGGAGAGAUCAUAAUCAAGAAUCUGAAUGACAGUAGUUGCUGCUGCAAACUUACUUUUGUCAAGACGAAAUACUGGAAUCACAAUGUUCAUGAGAUUGAAGGCAGUGUUUUAGACAAAAAUGGAAAAGUAGUACAUCGCCUUUUUGGGAAAUGGCAUGAGAAUAUAUACUGUGGAACACCAUCUGCAGCAAAUUGCAUCUGGAGAGCUAAUCCAAUGCCCAAGGAUUUUGAAAAGUGGUAUUGCUUCACACAGUUUGCAUUAGAGUUAAAUGAAUUAGAUCCACUUGUUAGACCCCUAUUACCACCAACCGAUACUCGUUUUAGACCAGACCAAAGGCUCCUAGAAGAAGGUAAUAUUGAAGGUGCAGAAAUGCAAAAACAGAGGGUUGAACAGCUGCAGCGAGAGCGGCGGAAGGUUCUAGAUGAAAACAAUAUGGAGCAUCAACCUAGAUUUUUUAGGAAAUCUGCGGAUGACUCCUGGGUUAGCAAUGGAACCUAUUUGGAACUUAGGAAAAAUCCUGGCUUUUCCAAGCUGGACAGUCCUGUUCUGUGGUGAUGAAAAGACAAAGAGGGAAGGACCUUUAAUAGUGGUUUUCUUACUAUCACUUAUGACAAAGAAAAUGCUGCAUAUCACCUUGGAUCUUCUAGAUUCCUGCUUGAUUAGGAUUUUUGACGUGCACCUUUACUUCAUUCCAUUUCUUCUGUAGCUAUUUUGAUAGUAACCACAAAUCUGUUUGAAUGUACAAAAAUGCUAAUUUUCUUUACAUAUGCUGUUUAAUAAGCGAUGGUUGAAUGUGUUUCUUAAGGGGGUGAUGAAGAUAGAAGCUUUAACACUAUUUGUUUUCCCCCAAAGGAUAAUGCAAGCUCAGGUUAAAUGCCUUACCCAGUUGUCUGAUAGACAGAAUUGGUCAGCAGCCUUGAGCUACAUUGUGGAAAUUGAAUAAACCCACUGAUUUCCCCCAAUAAGUUAAUACAGAGUUUCUCAAACUGUGCUCCUCCAGAUGUUUCAGCUCCCACAAUUCCUAACAGCUGGGUUGAGAUUUCUGGGAGCUGAAGUCCAAAACAUCUUGGGGAGCACAGUUUGAGAAACACUUAGUUAAGUUACCAAAGCUGGAAUGAGUGUAUUUAUUUAUUUAGUCUCUUGCCUAAGAUUGCAUCUUCAUGCUGGAAUCUUUUUUUAUGUUUUCUAAAGGGCAAUUUAGUAACCAUAGAUUUACUCCAUCAGAUAACAUAUCCUAAGAAAUAGUAUUAAGUGGUAGUAGCAUUGAUGGGUCUACUGCCUUACACAAAAGGGCACAGUCAUUUGGAAACUUCUCUUAUGUCUUGUUGAAAGGAAUGGAGGUUAAACCAUUGCAGAUUUCAACAGGGCUUGCACAGUAGACGUUGCAUCUAGACUGUGUCCCAAAAUUGUAUCAUAUUGUGUAAUGUGUAUAUGGAUAAUGUGCGGUGUUGACUAAACUUUCAGGGCACAAUCAAACCAAAACGAGUUAAGUCCUAUUAGGGGGGGGGGGGGACAUAGAAUGAAGGCCUAGUUACAAGCAACUAAAUUAUUUCUAGGUUGUGUUCUAAAACAUAAGAGAUGGAUACCAGUGACCAAAUAAAAAGAAACAUGGUUUUAUGUUUGCUAGAGCAAAAUGAGCUCUUCUUUGUAUUUCUUGCCUGGCUUGUUUCCAAAAAAAGAAGAAUAUGCUGGACAAUAGAAAGGCCCUCUUUCUUUUAAAAAAAUUAUUUGCAAAGAAGCUAAUUAUUAAGGGAUAGUUUUUUUCUGAAAAAAAAUAUUUUGGUAUUUUCUACCUCUUCUGAGCAGCAUAUUGUAUUUUUUAAAAAAGCUUAACCAUCUGCCUUAGGUAAAUGUAUGGAAUAUAUGAUCUUCCACCAACUGUUUUGUGUACAUUUGUCUUGCACUAAAAUUGUUGUAUUUUCUUCUGUAUCCUUUGUAAUGUCCUAAUAUUCCAUGAACAUAUUCAGCAUGUUGAAACAGGAAUUGGAAAUAGACAAAACAGCACUUUGAUAGGAGGUGGAAGUCUUUUGUUUUUGUGUUUAGUCACACUUUUACUGUAUCAUAUGCUUAUUAGAACAGGAAGCAUGUGCUCUAUAUGAUCUGGAGUAUUAGUUCCAUAAGUUUGCUCUGUGGCUUUCAGAUCUACUGAUGGCAAAUCAAGGCAAUGAGAUCUGUCAUUUUUACAGUGCAAAACGUUGGUUCCUGUAUAUUAUUUUGCUGUUUUCCUCUCCGUAUAUAGUAGUGUUUCUUGUACUCCAUUCCAGUGCUGUGUGUGGAAGCAAAAUGUCUUGAUUUCAGCAUGAAUAUGGAGAUCCUUCAUAUGUCAGCUGUUCCAAAUACUUCAGCAGAAGAAGGAUCUCCAUGCAGGUAUCUCAGCUGCAUGAAUUGAAGCUAUUCUUACUGAUGAAUGUGCUGGGAAAACUGGAGGCAGGUAAUUAUUUUCGCCCUUUGUGCUAUAAUAGCAAGGGUUCUUUAGCUCACAGUGGUUACGGUUACAGUUAAAGUGCAUGAGGAAGGCAUUUCUCACUGUAGAUAGCAUGCAAACACCAUUGUACAAAAUACAACAGCUGGCUACUUCUUGAAAUAUUUUAGGUAACUUGUUUACGGUUGCACAUCCAGUCGACAGUGAAAUUUAUCCUUAAAAUUAAAUAAUUUUGCAAAAUCUCUAAUUUAUCUAUGUCCCUGCAGUUUCUGUGAAGACCCUGUAAAUAUUGGGUCCAAUUAAUAUUUCAUCAGUACUUUACAAACUCUAAGGUUUUAUUUGACACCACUUGCCAGGUUUUCGGGCAUCUUUAUAAGAUCACAAAUUCUAAUUAUAUCAUGCCUAUCAUUCAGCCACAUGCCUCCUUAAAUUCUCAAGGGUGGCAAUCUUCUCAUUUUAUUCCUCUUAUCAAAUGCUAGAGCAAGUGAAGUUUGUACUCUCCAGAGUAACCAGUGCAGGGCAAACUGGCACUUUGUGUUUGUGGGGAAAAGAGUGGUUUUGAAUCAGAAGUGCUCCUAAGCCAUUCAUUGAAUGUUUGCUGCAAGUUCUCUGCUUAUUUCCAUAGAGAUUUCCAUAGAUACAGUUGAAAUUUCCAGUGUUGGUUUUUCUUUGUAAUCCUUUUUUACUCUUCCCCUUUCUGCUCAUCUACCAAGUUCAACUUCUCAGCCAUAUCCCACAUUUUGAUCAGUCUCUGUUCAACUCGGCGGUUUUUUGUUGUCAUUAUGCCCUAAUUGGUAUGUCUUGUAUUUUUCUUUGGGACUAGUUCUUCUUGAAGGCAAUGAUCAUUGUGUUUCUUUGUAAAAUAAUGUCUCUUUUUGUGUCACUUUUACUGUGUGUUCUCUGGCAUAAAUAAUUUCUGUGUUUAUGGCCCAGACUAAUUAUUUAAUUUUGCCUUAUGCCUUCAAAAAUUAUUGAUUGGCUAGCUAUUCACCUUGGAAAUUACAGUUUCCAGCUGUCUUUCACUGCUUUAUACAAUGUACAGUCCAAAUACAAGUUUUAAUAUUUAAUAUAGCUUUUAACAAGAGUGCAUUCAUUGUCAUGAACAAAGAACUUACCAUAAUACAUGCAUUACUGAAUUGAAUUGAUGGGAUAUUUAUUUUAUUUUAUUUAUUUACAGUAUUUAUAUUCCGCCCUUCUCACUCCGAAGGGGACUCAGGGCGGAUCACAUUAUAACACACAUAGGGCAAACAUUCAAUGCCCAUAAACACAUCAAACAGAGACUGAGAGACACACGCAGAGGCAAGUUAACCUUCUUCUGAGGGGAUGUUCGAUUCUGGCCACAGGGGGGAGCAGCUGCUUCAUCAUCCACACUGACGGCACUUCCUCAUUCCAGGUCGUAAAUUAGUUAAUCUUGCCUCCCCACUUAUAAGUGGUACCUUAUCUCCUACUUGAUAGAUGCAACUAUCUUUCGGGUUGCUAGGUCAGCAACGAGCAGGGGCUAUUUUUUAUUUUUAAUUGACGGGUGCUCACCCCGCCACGGGCUGGCCUCGAACUCAUGACCUCAUGGUCAGAGUGAUUUAAGGCAGCUGCUCAACAGCUGCGCCACAGCCCAGCCCAGCCCGGCCCGGAUAUAAACUAGUCUCCACAAUUCUAAAAGGAAACUGAUCUAUUAGAUGUUUCAAAAAUAUUUUGUUUGUUUUUUGUCAAAGACUUAUCUGGACCAAUUUCUAUGAAUAGGCAUCCCUGUCUUGGAAGUCAGUCAUUCAUAAAGUCAGCUUAAGUCAAAGCCAACUUGAUAGCAAUUAGCAAUCUUAUUGCCAUUAUUUGCUGAUAUUUUCUGGUAUGGGGAACUGGUGCAAAAUGAAAUGGUCACAGGGUUUUUUUUUCAUGCUACACAGUUAUAGCACUUUAACUGCAUCCUACAAUAUCCUGGGAUUGUAGUUUGAGAAGAUAAUACAGUUCUGUUAGACAGAAUUUUAAAUGAUUUGUGAAACUGCAAAUCCCAGGAUGCCAUAGGAUGGAUCCAUAGAACUUAAAGUGUUGUCAAAAUGCUGUAUUUGUGCAGUGUCCUCCUCCAAAAAGGGACUUGUCAUAUCAGUUGGUUUUUUUUAUAUGCAUUACAUCCAGUAUUGAAUAUUUUUAGACUAUAUCUUAGCUUCAUGUGGACUUAUCCUUCUCACAUUGACAUAAGGCUCUGGUUCAAUCCUUUAUACCAGGAAUAGGAAGCAUCCUGAGUUAAAGGGGCCACGCUAGAUCCAAAAAUUCAUCUAGGACUGCAUUGCUUCUAUUGCUGAAAUUGACUGUCAAAAACUAUUGCAAUAGCUCUCAUUAGUUUAGGAGGCUGCCAGAUGGUGGUUUGUUCUACUGGCGAUCAGGGCAAAGCAGGCUGGUGCUUCAGCCUCCUUCCACCAACAAUCUGCAGGUAAACAUUUGGACAGAGGCCUGCUUCUGAUUAUCACACCACAGAUUGUAGUUAAGAGGGCUGAAAAUGACAUUUUGCAACUCCCCAAUCCCCAAUAGAAUAUACCUCCAUAGCUUGGUGGGCUUGAGGUAGUAAUCGUGGCACUAGUACAACAGUCAUAAACAUGAACACUGAACAGUUAUGAAUACGUAAAUCUAAUUUAUGCAUUCAUAAUUGUUCAACAAGAUGCCUUUUUUCCAAAGCAAUGGGAGAGACUCUUAAUUGUCUAAAACGAAAUUAGAGUCUUUUUCAUACACAUUUGGAUCUUUUUGGAAUAAUUCUACAAUUUAUUCUACAGAGUUCAAGAGAACUGUCGGUGCAUCUAACUAAGCAACCGGUGUAGGUGCAGACCGCUAUCCCACUGACUUUGAAUAUUAGGCAUUCUGAUCUUUCAAUAUUUUGGAGUAUUUAAAAGAUGCAGGUAUAUCACUUGGGAUUAAAUCACAGAAUUCGUUUGGUCCAGUUGAAAUUAUGUACUUUUUGAAUGUUCAAAUUUUAACUGCUCUUACUGCAUGAGAUAGUUUGUGACAGCUUCAAGACUGCAAUUUACAUGCCAGAAAAUGAAAAAGGAAACAUUUUGGCAGCUGCUAAGAACUCAUAUUUGAUUUUGCUGCAAAGCACUUAAAGGUUGUGUCAGGUAUCUGAAUAGCUGCACUGAUAAAACUAUUGGUUCUGCUGACACCAAGUUGUCUGUCUUAAGGAAUAGUACAAGGGAAACAACUUCUUUUAUGCACAGAACUAGUGAUGGAAAUAUCAACUUCAUUCCAUUCAAAGCUUCAGAGUUAUUUUAUGUUUUGACACCACUGGCUGCAAUCUGAAAGCACUCUUAAAUCUUGAUAACCUGGGGAAGGAUACAAAUAAAAUCUUUGAUAUCUCUACACAUACAUUUCUGGACGUUAUGACAUUCAUAUUUGUUACAUUUGAGCAAUUAUUUACUGUUUGUUUUAAAUUAACAGUUUCAAGUGACCUGAAGAUCUACUUAGUAGUUAAUAUAAUUCUACAGUGUUCAAAGAUAUGAGCAUUUUUAGUAGAAGUCAACUCAUGGUUGUUGAUUUACCAUGUAUCCUAUAGUUUUUUUCACAGCUGCACUCCUAAUUGCAUUCUUUUCCAAACCAUAGAAAUGAAAUGCAUCCUGUUAUCAUUCUAUACAAAGAGAACAGUAUAAAUGCAGUAUUUAUAAAAUUUUAAAAACCGGACUCUGAUAUCAAAAGUGAGGUUUUGAGGGAUAAUAUUGGAGUUCUGUUUACCUUUUUCUAAAGUUGGGAAAAUCUUAGCUCUUGAAAACAGAAAGCUUUCACUGAGGUAAUUUAAAAUAAAAGGAAAUGGACUUCUUAUGGGAACUUACAUUCUUAUUUCCUCAUGAUUAAUUUGUCAGAUAUAUAAAAAGCCAUGCAUGUACCCUCCAUGUAGGGGAUAUGCACACAGAACAUCCCCUCCUUUAAUGUGAAUGAAGCAUCUCUUGUUAAUUGAGAAUAUUCUACACAAUGAAUUUACAUACCUGCCUUGCAAUAUAUCAGUAAUGGGGGGGGGGGGUGUACAAACAAUUCAGCUUGAAUGUAUAAACUACAGAGAGAAUCUCAUUGAGGAUAGUUAAUAUCCCGAAUAUUUCUCCCUUUGCUACUAUUCAGCAUGGAAAAUGAUUCCCAAGUCAUUUAAAUACAUUAUGUUAACCCUUAAAGAGAAUUUUAAGGUGGCUCACACUAUUUAGAGAUACAGAUUAACCAACCCUUAUGCAGAAUUCAGAAAUUCAAAAUUCUCUGAAAUCCUCAGCUGGCCUCAUGGUGCCUACAAUGGUGACACCUUUGCUUAAUAAUGUUUUGUGUACACAGAUUUUGUUUCAGAAACAAAAGUAUUUCAAAUAUUUAUGAAAUAACCUACAGGUUAUGUGCAUAAAAUGUAUAUGGAACAUAAAUGAAUUUCGUGUUUAGAUUUGGUUCCCCUCUCCAAAAUAUUUCAUUAUCUGUAUAUUCACAUAUACAGAUUUUCCAAAAUCUGAAAGCAUCCAAAACCCCAAACACUUCAACUCCAGAGCUUUCUGGUUAAGGGAUAGUCAACUCAUACCAAAAUAACAAGAAACAAAAACCAUAUAUUGAAAGCAUUUUCAUUUAAAACUAAGACUGUGCAUUUUGAGAAACUUAACAUAUGCAUUUUGUCUCCAUUACCAUUUUGACACUAUUUUCACUGUAUGGUUCAGAAUGUUUUCCUGUGCUAUACAGGAUUUCCCCACAUUCAAUAUAGUAAAUAUGUAGCAAUGACCUGCCUUUCCUUUUGUCAAAGUUCUCUCUUUGCCUAAAUUAUGCAAAUAUGGAAAUUGAAUUAAAGUAUUUUUAGUUCAAGUAAAAUUGUCUUGAUGGGUUUGUGCACAUCUUUUCCUCAACCUUUUCUUUGAGUGGAAUAAAAUAAGCCUACUGUACUGUGAGGAUGAUAUUAUGGAUGCACUUUUUCUAGAAGGCCAUUUUAAUUGAAAAGUUAAGUUUUAUAUCUGCCAUUUGAUCACCAACCAUGCUAAUGUACAACCUCUCCCUUUUCCUUACAGCAGCUGUUUUUUUCAUUUCCCAAUUCAAAAAGCAAUACAUUGAUUGUUGUUUCUGCUUUCUUUAUGCAGUUGUUAUAUUAAUCAGCUUUUAACCCUUAAUUUUUUUUAACAAUGGUAAGCAAUCUUAUUUCACUUUAAACUCCUGUAAUGGACUUGUGAGAAUCCCAGCUCUCUCUACAACUGCAGAUUCAACGUUCUCACUUUUUCAGAAUCAGACAGAUCCUUUCACAUGUUGGUUUUCUGCUUAUAUAGUAUGUGCAAACAGAAUUUAUUACUGCUAUGAAUCUGUAAUUAUACAAAUGAAAGUCACACAAUAAGUUAAUUUUUAUUGGAAACUUCGAUUGGUCUGAACCUGCGAAUGGAUUGUAUCUUACCAUUAAUGUUACACUUCCAUGACUGCCACAUUGUGGAACCGUUGUUUUAAUAACUGCAAUAUUCUUGUCUUCCAGUUUUCUUUGGUAUGUUUUUCAUUUUAUACACUGUCCAUCUGUAAACAUUCUGGCUCAUCUUAAAGUGUGAAAUAUGGUGUGUAUUUUAUCUGUAACCAAACUAGGUACACAUUAAUAAAUAUUACAUCUAAAAAUCA
Messenger RNA from Anolis carolinensis (green anole), 10615 nucleotides. It is a transcript of the gene osbpl3, whose product is annotated as oxysterol binding protein like 3. The record is from RefSeq and is a predicted model, not a curated record. The transcript is spliced from 23 exons. NCBI's taxonomy places the organism in Eukaryota, Metazoa, Chordata, Lepidosauria, Squamata, Anolidae. Gene Ontology annotation, molecular function: cholesterol binding. Bases 496 to 3165 code for a protein of 889 amino acids. Gene Ontology annotation, cellular component: membrane; intracellular membrane-bounded organelle; cytosol.